AUGUUUUCUAGGAGAAAGACAAGAAGUGUUAAUGACACAGCCUAUACUGGUGUUAGUCGAACUGCCCUGAACACUCAUCAACCCAAUUCUGGAGCUUUAGCUGCUGCUUUAACUAUUGGCAAUGCCAUGAAACAACAACAGCAACAACCUUCACAAUCAGCAAAAAAGAACACUUAUAUAACACGCUCCCAGUCAUUUCAAGCUACACCUCCAUCUACAAAUUUAUCUGAAUCUGGUGGAAGUCUUUUGAAAAGAGGGUCAAGGUCAAGCAUGCAAUCUAAAGACAAGGCUGCACUUGCGCAGCCUCGAAGAAGGUUUUCAACGAAUUCACGUAGCUCCUCUGCCUCAGCUGGCAGUUCAUUCAAUUCUCAAACUCAACAAACACAUGUUUAUGAUAUCGAUGAUAGUUUCAACGAUUCGUAUUUGGAUGAAAUCACAGAGGAAACAAACCAGACAUAUUUAACCAACCAAGCUAGGAUGAAUGAUUUAAGAUUACCAAAACACAACGCAGGUGCAACAAAUUCGAAUGUAAUAACAAACACACCUGUAAAAAUGGUUAAGAAAUACAUACCUACACCAACAGGUAUUAAGAUUAUUGAAGUUCCAGAACUGCAGUUUCAGAAAGAAGUUGCUAGAAACAAUUCCAUGAGGUCAAACUCACUUUUAUCUCGAUCUGGUUCAUUGAGAAAUGUCUCUUUAACCAAGAAGAGUUACAAUAACAUCCCCAGAGCUACAUCGUUAACAGGUGCUUCAAGACGUACUGGAUCAUCAAGCACUAAGAAUGCAAAUCGUUCGGUAAGCUCACCUUUGAAAUCAAUGCACGAAGAAGUGGUUUUGGAAGAAGCUUUGGGGAAAGGAGAUGAAUUAGAAGAACAACAUUCAAAGUACCAAGCAUUGGAAAAGGAAAUAGAGGAAGAAAAGAGAUUGGCAGCACAAAUCGAAGCAAAACGCAAAGAAUAUGAGAGAUUAAAGCUGGAAAGAUUAAAGAACGAGGAGAGAUUGAAAGAAUUGGAGAAAGAGGUUAGCUUUUCGGAUGAAGUCACCGAGGCCACUAUAUUGCAUACUCCUGAUACUGGCAAUAUUCCUCUCGAUCAGGCAUCUGGUACACAUUUAUCAGAUGCGUUUGUGGACGUUCCACUGAUUGAUGAACAACCAACUGAAACUGUCGAGGAAGAAGAAGUUCCAAUAACAAAAGUCCCACCAGUUGUGGAUGAGUUAGAUGAGAAAAAGUUAAAAGAAGAAAAAGACGAAGUCCCAAUUACAACCGUUCCUCCUGUUGUUGAUGAACUAGAUGAUAAACGUUUGAAAGAAGAGCUGAGUGCUAUCGCUGUAGAUAGUUCAGAUAAUAGUAAACCUUCAGAAACUGAUAACACUGGUGUCACAAUUGAUAAAUCAGAAGGUACGUUGUCAAACGGAAGAAGUCAGUCACUUUCUGAAGCUGCUGAUAAUUUGAAACACCAAAUACUUGGUGCCCAACCCGAAAACUCAGUUUUAGUUUCUGUUUCAACUUCUCAAGUUCAGGAACAGUGUAGUGCUGAUGGAAAAAUUACUAAACCGUUUUUGUCUACUCUUGACGAUGAAAAAUCAACUGACGAUUUUUAUGAAGCUGGUCAUUUAGGUUCAUCUUUUGUUGAAAGGUCGUCCGUAUCUGAUGAUGACAAAGAUUCCAAGACUUUGGAUCCAAAUGUUGCAACAGAGCUUGGUGUGAUCAACCAAUAUCAAAAUCUACAGUCAUCGGAAUUGUUACAACAAGACAAUACUUCUGCUAUUACUAUUGAAGAAAUCGAUGACUCCGAUGAGGAACAAGAGCGAAGCAAAUUAGCUAACCAGUUGCGUCCACAGUUUAACAAUAAACCAGAAAUCAUUGAGCCAGCAGUUGCAGAUGAAGAAGACAUAGAAAAAUUGAAUCCAGAGCACGAGAAUAGCAAAAUAGAAAGUGAAGAUACAUUACUAGCACCAGGUGCUUCAUCAAAUGUUAGUUCUAAAUCUUCACUUUUUUCAAACGAUUCACAAAGGAAACCCAUGAAGUCAGCAUUAAAGAGUGCAUCUUCAUUUACUACGCCAACUCAACAACAGCACCAGCAACAGCAACCAGUGACCAAAGGGAAUGCUGCCCAACAGGCGUACCUUUCUUUGACAACAGCAGAAAAUACUCGUUUGAAUUCAAAGUUGUCUAAUUCAAAUCUUAAUAAUAACCCUGAUUUUGCAUUAGCUAAAGCUGGAAGUGGUAGUGGUGGUGUUGGUAGUGCCAGCAGUGCAUUUGGCAGUGCUUAUCCACUGUUUGGUAACCCAGCAACAGCCAAUAAACCAACCAAACGAUUAUCCCAUCAAACAUUGAGAAAACCUCCACCACAAACUCAAAGAGGUGGUGCCAGACCAUAUUCAAUGCAACACAUCGAAAAACAGUCUGGAAUGAGCAAUCGUUCGUUACGCCCUAAUUCAGCGGUACAACCAAUUCCAUCUCACCCAGCAUUACAACCUGGUUAUCAGUCACCUUCUAAGUUGAAAGCUGAAGCUCUAUAUGCUAAGGCUCAAGCCAGACCACAUUCUGAAUUUAAACCGUCAUUAGCAAAGAAGUCCUCAUUUUCUCGAGAAGUAGAGUCUAAUGGACACAACAACCAUGGUGUCCCUCCUAGAUCCCAAGGAAGAAGAAUUGGUGAUCGACCUGCUAGAACUACAUUGAGAGACCCGGUUGCUCCAACAGCAACACAAAGUCACGGAUCAAAACCAUUCAAUCCGGAAGCUACCGCAGCAUCCAAACCAACCAAGUCUCAACAGCAAAAAUCGCAGUCACAACCACAAUCGCAAUCGCUGAGUGUUCAACAGACUAAACCGGUGCAACAAUAUCAACUGUCAAAAACUUUCAAAUCGAGGUUAGAUGACUCUGAUGAUGAUGAAGGUGGUGAUUCGUUGCCAACUAGAAAUUUUACUUCACGAUUUAAUGAUUCUGAUGAAGAUAUUUGGACUCCUCAAUCGUCUGCUCCUCCUGUUGCCAGUUUAAGAAACGAACCAGAACCAAAGGAUUCAUCUCCUAAAAAGGAAAAGAAGUUUAAAAAAUUGAGAAAAUUAUUUGGAUCUUCGAAGAACUAA
Candida dubliniensis CD36 is the source of this 3090-nucleotide messenger RNA. RefSeq lists its product as uncharacterized. The record is from RefSeq and is a predicted model, not a curated record. NCBI's taxonomy places the organism in Eukaryota, Fungi, Ascomycota, Pichiomycetes, Serinales, Debaryomycetaceae. The transcript has a single exon. Bases 1 to 3090 code for a protein of 1029 amino acids.